AUGUCUGCUCGCAGAUCAGGUGCAAGUCAUCCCGGUCGUCAGAGCACGAUGGGCUUGUUUUCCUGUUUCUCGCGCGCCAAGACGGUAGAUGCCAUCGAUGGCGGAGACAUCAUGUACAACAUGGAUGGCCUGGAGCUCAAGGAGGGCACGUCACCGGGCGGCAGCCCCGGCAGGAACCGCCGAGCACCAGGAUCAGACAGCUUGAACAGCUCCCCACGUAAGCGCAUCGACUACGACGCCCUUGUCAAGGCCAAGCACAUGCCCGGUACUAACGUGCACGCCGUCGCCACCGCCAGCAGCGGAGCGGGCGGCCAGGGCAACGUCGAGCUGGCCAACGCCCGUGCCCUUGUGCGUGCCCUUGCUCGCAAGCCAGAGUCCAGGCAAGUCGAGUCCCUUGUCCGCUGCUCCUUGAGGCACCUGUCAAGGCUUCUGGUGCUGGACGGCCGUGAAAAGCUCGAGAUGUGGUGGGUCGAGGAGGGGUACCUGACUGACCUCACCUCCGUGCUCCUGGCUCUGGAGGAGUCCAAGACCCGUGACCGGCUCUACAUCCCCUCCCGCUACCAGCUGUUCACCCUCAACCAAGUCCGCCAGGGUGUGAAGGCGUCAGAAGACGCAGCACUGCAGGCGGCAGCAGCUGCGCAGGCCGCAGAGUCCGGCAGCAACGCCGUUGAGACAACUUCCAAGGCCGCCCUUUCUGCCCUCAGAUGCUCCCAGGCAGCCAACGCGGCGGCGGCUGCGGAGGGCAACGCGAUGGGAAGUGCCAACCACGCUCGCAUCGAGCAGUCCAUGGCCUCGCUCGCAGCCGCCAUGGCCGCCAUGGCGCUCUUCGAGCAGGCGAAGGAGUCUGCGCAGAAUGCUGCGCUGUCCGCCAACAAGGCGGCCAGCGCCACCUGGUUGGCCCUGGAGCGCGUGAGUGCCCUGUACACCAGCACUCGCCAGUACUACAUGCUCGAUGACCUCGUCGAUGCCUCAGCAGCCGCCAAGCGGGCGAUGGCGCUGACAAAGCAGGCCAACAUGGGGUGGGCCGCUGGGUCAAUGCAAGGGCGGCAGACGGCGCUGGCAGCAUGCAAGGCCGCAGCUGACGCAGCAGAUCUUUGCCACAAGGAGCUUGUCAACAUGUUCAAGCUCAACACCUAAUUUUACGCAUAUGCAAUUGCCCACCUAUUGUGGGGGCCUGACUAUCCCCCGACAUAACUGCAACUACCUGGCAGGAAUUUGCCUGUCACCGGUGCAGCAAAUAAGGAACACGUGUUGCCGAAUGGGCACAUAAUGCAGCGUUGGCGUUCUUAGUCAUAUGCACGGGGAUGACCAUGUGCCAGAAAUGGCAGCAGUGAAGGGGCUGUGCUGAGUGUGCUUGCUCUGGGCACUGUGGUAUAGCUUUCAUACACGCUGCAAUGAAGAGCUUAGAACUCAGGCUCAGGAUAGUGCAUGUGCAGCUGUGCACAAGCAUCCUGGCAGGGUAGGGGUCCCUGCAGGACAGAGUUAAGUGGAAAGGUUUUCAGAUUCGAAAGCAGAGUGCCGAGCAGAACAAGGUCUGGAAAUUCGCUUUGCUCCAAUCUUGCAAUUGGGACAGGAGGGCAGAUGGAGUGGUGCCCAUUUGGGCAGUCCUAAGGGAACUAGCUUGCAUUUUAGGCAUUUAUUGGCAUGCGGGCAGACCUGCAGCACAAGCUUGUGGAAAAAGUGUCCCUGCUGCAGGUGGUGAAACAUGUGCAUGCUCAUUAUCGUUUCCGCAGUGUAGGCGGCCUGCUUGAGGUCAUAGCAGAUGGACGUAGAGGUCUCAAAUAAAUAAGUCACUUGUCUGGUCAUGCACUGCAUCAGGGCAGACUUGCUGACAAUAAAGUCAAAGUGGGAUUUUGAUGCAUCUUGGUGACGGAUAUUGAAGGUCCAAGAUGCAAGUGGUGCAUCUCUUUUCCUUUCGCAUCGUGCUUUCAUGGCUUUUUGGACAAAAUUGGUUGUAGCUGUUUGUUGUGUGAGAACAUCUGCUGAUGUGGGCGGUGUGAAUAUCAAUCUCCAUGCAAUGCAUCAGACGGGCAUUUGCGUGUCCUGAUGACCCAUGGAUAUUGUCAGGGUUAGUCAACGAUUUGUUGUCUUGCGCUGUCCCUGAGCGCAUGCCCUGCUACUAUGUUUUGCGUUUGCUUGCAAAUAAGGUACCACUUGCACAUUACUUCGUUCGGUUUUGUUUGAUGAAAUCACUGAUCACUGAUUCCAAGGCGGCCAGUGGUGUAAUACUGCAGCCGUU
This is a messenger RNA of Coccomyxa subellipsoidea C-169, 2239 nucleotides long. RefSeq lists its product as hypothetical. The coding region runs from base 1 to 1137 and encodes 378 amino acids. The record is from RefSeq and is a predicted model, not a curated record. The transcript has 7 exons. Lineage: Eukaryota; Viridiplantae; Chlorophyta; Trebouxiophyceae; Coccomyxaceae.